GGGGCGCCGCGCCGCCUUGUUCUGAUGUCAGGAUGCUUGCCUGCAGCUGGUUGUGGAGCCAGAGGUGUGGUUCAGGCGGCCCGCAGUGCUGCCGCCCUGGGCUUCGUCACUCCUCUCAGCGCCAACCGCUCGCGCGCCCAGGAUCUCGUCGACGAGCUCGCGAGUCUCGACAGCAUCGCGCUGUUAUGGGCUCAACAAGGAUAUCGUAUGGCCCAGGUGCUCGACGCGGCUCUCCUGUGACCACCCCAGUUCGCCCAGCCGCCCACGCCAUGUGCAUCCUGGGGCAGGACGGCGCCGUCGCGUCGACGCGCGACGCGGACAUGCCGCGGCCGGACGAGUGGCUGACCGAGGCCGCCCCUCAUCGCUCGAAGGUGGGCAGGCUGGCGCUCGAUGCCCCGCUGGUGGGGGCCGUGGCCACGCCGAGCUCCCACACGCCGCGGUCCGACACGAGCCUGUCGUCGCAGGCCCCGACGGGCACGACCACGGCGCACGGUGGCGAUAGCGACUUCGUGGAGACGCCGCGGUCCGAGGUUGGCGUGCCGCGGGCCGAGUGCUGCUGGCAGCCCACGGACGUGCCCGGCGCGGGCGCGCCGCCAGCGGCCGUGUGGUGUUGGCAGCCGGUGGCCUUUGGGCAGCAGCACGCCGGGCACGCCGAGGGGUGGCAGUACGGCCAGCCGCAGCCGCAGGCGCUGUUCUGCGUGGGUCAGUUCGCCGCCCAGUUCGCCGCUGGGGCGCAGCUGGGGGCCCAGCAGUGCGAGGCCUUCGGGGGGGCGACGCCCGCCCCGGCGCAGCGCCGCAGGCGGGGCGGCGGCCGCCCAGCGCCUGCGCCGCGCGCCCCGGCCGCCGACGGCCCCGGGGGCAGCGGCGGGGGCACCAGUGGCAAGUCGGAGGGCGGAGGCGGCAGUGCGCCCCAACAGGGGCGCCAGCGGGCCCAGCGCGGCGUCCGCAGCGGCAAGCGGCCGCCGCCGCCGCCGCCGCCCGCCUUCGACGCCGCCUGGUGCGAGGCGCGCCUCGCGGAGCUCGAGGGUGACGCGGGGGCACGGGGUGGCGCGCUCGCGGCUGUGUGCGGGCACGCGCUCCAGCUCUCGUUCGACAAGGCAGGGACCAGGCUCGUGCAGAGGGCGCUGGAGGUGGCGGGCAGGGAGGCGCGGGACGCCCUGCUGGCGGAGCUCUCCGGGCACGCCGUGGAGAGAUGAUGCAGAGCCCGCACGCGAACUACGUGGCCCAGAAGGUGUUCGAGGUGCUGCCGGCCGAGAAGCUGGGCGCGGUGAUCAGGGAGUUUGAGGGUCGGGCGGAGCGCGUCGCACGCCACCGCUAUGGCUGCCGCAUCCUCAUCCAGCUCUUCGCGCACUGCCUGGAGCUGCCAGCGUGCGCUGCGCUCGUGAGCGUGCUGCUGAGCAGGGCAAGCGAGCACUGCUGCCACACGUACGCGCACCACGUCAUCGAGGCCAUCCUGGAGCACACGCACGAUGACGAGCACAAGCGCAUCAUCUGCCGUGCACUCUUGGCGAAUCUCGGGCCCAUCGUGGGGCACUACCACGGCGGCCACGUCCUGAGGGCGGCGUUCGCGCACUGCUCCGACGCCGACGUGAGGAGCCUCUGCGGCUGCUUGGCCGACCGCUUCGCCGAGGUGACCGCAACGAAGGUUGGCUGCAACCUCUACCGGGAGCUCUGCGAGCACCCGCGCGCCCGGCUCGCCUCUCUGCCCGCUCUUGGCCCGCAGCACCAGUGAACCGUCGCUGGGCCCCCCGAGCGCGUCCCCCCUGGCGGGCCAGGGCAGGCCGUGAGCCAUCGUGGGCGCGUGGAGCGCCGUUGUGCUCGAGGCCGCGCGCGCACCACUGGGAGGGCGCCAGCUGUACGCCCGCAUCGGUCCUGGCCAGGCCGAUCCCAAACUUGGGAUCGGCGUGCGCGCCAUCCUGGCCCAGGCCGGGAGGGUGAGUACACCUGUGAUGCUGCAACCUGCUCCAGCCUUGAUCACCAGAGAGAACCUCGAGGUGUAUGUUUUCGGCGUCUCCUAACCAGGA
Molecule: messenger RNA, 2024 nt
Organism: Prorocentrum cordatum
Lineage: Eukaryota; Dinophyceae; Prorocentrales; Prorocentraceae
Source: the annotation of a GenBank genome assembly